Messenger RNA from Acromyrmex echinatior (Panamanian leafcutter ant), 8791 nucleotides. Its product is annotated as agrin. Gene Ontology annotation, biological process: multicellular organism development; cell differentiation. Gene Ontology annotation, molecular function: protein binding; calcium ion binding. The record is from RefSeq and is a predicted model, not a curated record. Lineage: Eukaryota; Metazoa; Arthropoda; Insecta; Hymenoptera; Formicidae. Gene Ontology annotation, cellular component: extracellular region.
UCAACAUUAGUUCGCCCGAGCCGAUGUGCGGCGUGAUGCGACUCGGCGAUUAUCGCAGACAAGACUUGCAGUUUCGCUAAUAGUAUACGAUUUUUAUCGCACAUCGCAAGGAGUCGCUAUAUCGAUUGGAAUUCAAUCUCUGUCUGGUGUAGUGUGGUUGAAACGCUCGACUGAAUGAGAGACUACGAGGAUCGAAGCUCGUUAAUUAAAGGCCGACCGGAAGUCAAGACGAGGAGUGCCACCAGGUGUAGUGUUCACCUACUAACCCCGCGAAGAAACCGCUACUAACAUAAAAAUGCACUCCUAACUAAUCAGCGUGACAGAUUCCGACUACUGCUAUCGUCCACGGGUCGUAGCGCGGUCAUUCCGCGGAACGAUCAUGCGAAUCCUCGAAAAUGCGCAGGACCAACAGCAACGGCCUCAAACUCGACCUGACGGAGAACACGCCAGGUAGCUCAUUGUCGCGGCUGCCGAAUCUGGUCGAGCAUGCGGAGACCUGUCAGGCGCUGUCCGCCGGAACCGGUGAGAAUUUGAGCAGCAAAUUGCCUAACGUGGUCGAGGGCUCGAUGGACUAUGGUAGCGAGCGAAGGUCCUCCCGUUAUCUGGAGUACCAAGAAAUUAAAUCCUAUCAAGACCUCCAAUCGUCCGCUUCAGCGGUGCCGGCCUACGAGGGGGCCUAUCACGAUCAGUCAAGGGGAUAUCGGAACUACGAUCGUAAAGCGGGCGUCGGUUUCGAGCGGGAGAACCUCGAGAGAUACGACAACAGAAUCUAUCCGGAGGACGGGUUAAGAUACGGUGCCGAUCGCCGCGUGGAUCAGCGCACCUACCAGGAAUCGGACCUGGACGCGCCUUACGAUCGAAACGACGCGCAAAAGCUCAGCAGAGCUUAUCCAGAGCUUCAGGAUCCCAGUAGACGAUACUCGCGCGACCUAACUGACUACGAAUACGCAUCGCGUUACGCCGAAGAAACGCUGAAGCUGGAGCCUAAAAAAGAUCACCAUCACCAUCUUCAUCCGGGCAAGAUCUACGAGGCAGCAGCUUCCAAGGGUUAUGAAUCGGGCGUGAAGACUCACGAUUCCGCUUACGACUUGGGUACCUGCGCCGCACAGCAGGAGCCGCCACCUAGACAGUAUGAGAGUAAAUAUCAUUCAGUCAGCAAAAUGUAUGGCACUCUGCCCAGGUACGAGACCAGCAAGUCUUACGAGUCGACCUACGAAUCCAGGCCCACCUUCGAGCCCAAGUAUGAUGAGCAGUCGUAUGAGUGCAGCGGUGGUAAGACCUACGAAUCUAAAUAUGAGCUGACGAGCUCGAAGAGCUACGAGAGGGCCAAGUAUGAGAGCACCUCGUCAUCCAGAUACCCGGACAAGUCGUAUGAUCAGACAUUGAAAAUUGGCGAGCUGGGCUCAUCUUCCUCCGGCGCAUAUGUCAGGAAACACCAGGAUCAGGAAGAGACUGGCGCGGAGAAGAUGAACGGAUACAGGAAGAAUAAUUUUGAGGCUUACGGAGUUUAUUCGGAUCCCGAGGAUGAUCAUGGCUUCCUGGCGGACAAGAAAGCGCCCCAAUAUACUUACAAGGGCGUCGUGGUAAACGUUAGCGGAGAAUCUGCGGUUGUUGAUCAGAAACGAGCUAAAGAUAGCAGGCAAACUGAGGUAAUCAGAAGCCCUUGGUGCAGGCCGACAAUACUGCUGCUCCUGUUGGUGCUCCUGGUCGUCAUCUUUGUUUUCGUCGCUGGAAUACUCUUGUACUUUAAUUACAUGUCCUACAAACCGCGCCAUCCCAUUAUCGAGGGUAAGGAUCUAAAUUUCGCCAGUAAUAACGCGGAACCCUGCGAGAAGAUCUACUGCGCCUGGGGCGCGACGUGCAUCGUUUCCGAAAACGGCAAAGGUCUGUGUCAGUGCUCUACGGAUUGUCCUUUGACUUCCGAUCCCGUCUGCGGCUCCGACGACGUGACCUACACGAACCAUUGUCACCUGCGGCAGGCCAGUUGCCAAAACAGAAAGAAUAUCAGGAUGAAGCACAAGGGCGCAUGCGAAAUCAAGGAUCCCUGCGAGAAGCUGAAUUGCUCGCAAGGUUCGCAAUGUGUGCGAAGCAGGGACGGCAAGGAGGCGACCUGCCAAUGCUUGGAAUCCUGCCCAAAUUUGGGGGAUCACGAGGGAUCGGGACCUGUCUGCGGCACGGAUGGGAUCGACUAUCCGACGCUGUGCGACCUAAAUCGAGCCGCUUGUGAGAAAGGUGCUAACAUUACCGUGGCAUUUCGUGGCAAAUGCGAUCCAUGCGGAGGCAUCGAGUGCUCAAAACCAGAAGUCUGUCAACUGGAUAGUUUGAGGCAACCAGUCUGUCGCUGCGGGGAACAAUGUGGCCUGGAACUUUCGCCGGUUUGCGGAAGUGACGGCAAAACAUAUUCGAACGAAUGCAACCUUCGACAGGAAGCCUGUCGCUCGAGAUUACCGCUCAAGAAAAUUUACAACGGUGCAUGCAGUUCCGGUCAAAAUCCCUGCGAAGCAGCAAAAUGCAACUUCUAUGAGCAGUGCACGAUCAAUCGGCAGGGGAUCGCUAAUUGCGAGUGUCGUCCCGACUGCGAACCGAUAAUGAGGCCCGUGUGCGCCCGCGGCGGAACAACCUACACGUCCAUGUGCGAGCUGAAGAGGCAGGCGUGUCUGACGAGGAACAACAUCGAGGUCGCCUACGUCGGCACAUGCGGCUCCAGAGGACCCUGCUCCGAGAAGAUGUGUCAAUGGGGCGCAAUUUGCGCGGAGAUCGCCGGCAAUGCUGUGUGCGAAUGUCCGACUUGUCCGGCAGAAUUUCAACCCGUAUGCGGCGAUGAUGGCAUCAGCUACAGCAACGAGUGCAAACUUCGCUUGGAGGCAUGUCAGCAUCGACGGGAGAUACGCGUUUUGUAUCAAGGAUUGUGCAAUGGCUGCGAGAAUAAGAAGUGCGAAUUCUACAGCGAGUGCGAAAGCGAUAACGGUGGAGAAGCCAAAUGCGUCUGUCCUUCAAAGUGCGAAACUACGGUGAAGGACCCGCCGGAGGCGGCAAAAGUUUGCGGUUCUGAUGGUGUAACGUACGAUAACGAAUGUUCAUUGAAAAGGGCGUCAUGCAUGAACCAAGUCCUCAUCAACAUUAGCUACGUGGGUGCUUGCGAAUUGUGCGAUCGCGACAGGGUAACAUGCGACCAUGGGGCGCAUUGCGUGGCGGGUGUAUGCGUGUGUCCGAAGGUCUGUCCGGAGAGCAGCGGCGAGCUUGUUUGCGGUAGCGACCUUAAAACUUACCGGUCGGAGUGCGAACUGCAGCAGGCGGCCUGCGGCAGGGACCCCAAGUUGUCGGCGUUGCACGUCAUAUUUUAUGGAGACUGCUCCGAGAGAUUGGCCGCAGCAGCAUUGACGACCAAGUCGACACCUGCGGUGACUCGCGUGGUCACUACCAUCGCCGACGUGACUAGCACGCAGGAGCGGGAGGCAUGCAAGGAUAUUCACUGCGACUUCGAAGCGACUUGUGAGCUCGGCCCGGACAAGUUUCCCAGAUGUAGCUGCAGAUUCGAUUGCGCCUCUAUUUCACCGGAGAAUAUGCGGCCCGUCUGCGGCAGCGACCUCAGAAUCUAUUCCUCCCUCUGCGCCAUGAAAAUGGAGGCUUGCCAGAGGCAACAGGAACUCAGACUGCGACCUCUCGAUCUCUGCCAAGGCAUGGAAGUCAAACCCUGCAACGGCGAUCCUCCGUUAGUGGACUCCGAAGGUAAAGAGUACGACUGUGGUAGUGGACCAGAACGCAAAGACUGCCCUAGCAAUAGUUACUGCCAUCAGACGACGCGAUUCGCUCGUUGCUGCAAGAAAGUUCACGGUAUCCAGGUGGUAAAAUGCGCGGACUCGUGGCACGGCUGUUGUCCGGAUGGGAAAACCGCCGCACUCGGCCCGGACGGUGCGGGCUGCCCGAGUUUAUGCGGUUGCAACCGACUCGGCAGCGUGUCUGACACCUGCAACCCGGAAACCGGUCAAUGCGAGUGUAAGCCUGGUGUGGGCGGUCUCAAGUGCGAUAGAUGUAUGCCGGGUUACUGGGGGCUGCCGAAGAUAAGCGAGGGUCAUCAGGGAUGCAUACCAUGCGGCUGCUCGCUAUUCGGUUCCGUGAGAGAGGACUGCGAACAGAUGACAGGACGUUGCGUUUGCAAGCCUGAUAUCCAGGGACAAAAAUGCACAAUCUGCAACGAUCACAACAAGAUACUCACGUCUACCGGCUGUUACUCAGCGGACAUGAUACCGCCCGUACCAACGAGCUGCAACGAGCUGGAGUGCUACUCGGGCGGCCACUGCACGGAGAUCGGCGGCGUACAUUGCGUCUGUCCGUCUGCCUGCCCGGCGGAUGUACCAUCCGUGCCGGUAUGCGGCAGUGACGGACAGACCUACGACAACGAGUGCGAGCUGCGGCUCUACGCGUGCGGCCAUCAGGCCGACGUGGUCACGCAGGCCUUUGGCCAUUGCAGAGACGAUCCUAUGGUUAAUACGGACUUCCCCGUUAAGAGAUACACAGCUGUACAGUAUACUCAACCAGCAGCCGCCAUUUCUCCAUUGUCCAAAUCCACGCGGCAUCUUUUGGUACCCGAGCCGGACCCACGAUAUUAUUACACCCAUCGAGCUCAUCAAGAAACCAUCACCAUCGACAGAGAUAACUUAAAACAUGGAGUGGCCGCAGUGUAUCGACCGACACCAGCAACGAUUCGAGUAGUCACCGCUCUAUUGGGUGAUCUCUGCAACGACGAUAAAGAUUGUACUAUACCGAACAGCGAAUGCUCAAAAGGCGGCUGUAUUUGUUCCGAGGGCUACGCGGAAACCAGCGAUCGGCAAGAGUGCUUCGCUAAUUACGUUCCGGUGACACCGACUCAAGAAUUUCGCGCGUGUCUUUCUUAUCCCUGCCACAUGACUUCGACCUGCAUCGAUUUGCCCAGCGCAACUUUCGUUUGUAUCUGUCGACCAAAUUACACCGGGCUGCUUUGUGACGAGGAGAUCAACAAGCGAGAUUAUGAGAUACCUUCCUUUGAUGGCAAAAGCUACGUAAGGAUGAAUCGGCUAAAAGCGUAUCACAAAUUCAGCAUCGAGGUUGAGUUUAAAACGUAUGCGGACAACGGAAUCAUACUGUAUAAUCAGCAGAAAAAUGACGGCUCCGGCGACUUUGUCUCGUUGGCCAUUGUCGAUGGAUACGUGCAGUUUAGAUAUAACUUGGGCAAUGGACCCGUGAAUCAUAAGGAUGGAGUAUUAAUUUUCAAUGACGGCGAAGACGUGGCCGGACAAAGUCAGGGAAUGCUAAAGUCUUUGGACUUGAAUCAGGAUACUUUCAUCGGAAACAUGCCAACUAAUUAUACUAAGGUCUAUGACAACAUUGGUACCAACCAUGGACUCCUCGGCUGCAUACGCAAGCUAAAAAUCAAUCGAAACAACAUAGAUCUCCACGUGGGUCACGAUAGGGACGUUCUCGAGAGUUAUCGCGUAAAGGAAUGCGGCGACAAUGCGUGCGCUAAUCUGCCUUGUCAAAACGGCGCGACAUGUCAACCGAUCUUUGAAGAAGACUUAUGUAACGGCCGGGAUUGCAGGAGAUUACAGAAGAGGGGUAAAAACAAGAACAGAGGUGGCAACGGCAAAAGCGGCGGGGUGAACAUAGUCAGAUGCAAGGGUUCUCACUGCACGUCGAUUGAUCAGAAAAGGACCAAGAAGAAUGCGAGGAGAGGCGAAUACGUUUCCGAGCUACAGUACGACAAAAAUUACGACCACGGCAAUUAUGCGGUGGAGAAGUACGAUCCACCGGACUACAGGUGUAUAUGCCCACCGCAAUUCACCGGCAGAAACUGCGAAGAAUCGCUGGAUCCGUGCGUCGGCGAACCUUGCCAAAACGGUGCCACUUGCGACAUCCUGCCGCAAGGAGGAUAUGUGUGCAAGUGUCCGCCUAGUAGAACUGGCGAGCAUUGCGAGAUCCUGGACGCCGAAUUGACAGAAUUGUUGAUUCCCGAGAUGAACGGGAAUGGAUAUUUGGAGUUGCCCUCUUUGGAAGGUGUCGCGAAAGCGUUCUCCAUCGAGUUAUGGUUUCUCACGCGCGCAAAUGACGGCCUACUACUGUACAACGGUCAGCUGAAUAAUGGCAGGGGGGGCGUUUUCAGUCUCAAAUUUGGUUAAGGUCAUCUCGGUAGUGGUAUUGCGAACAUUACGUCGCCGGAUCUGGUCAGUCGAGAUAUGUGGCACUGCGUGAGGAUUAACAGACUCGGCAGAGAGGGUGUUCUUCAGCUUGACGACGGAACCGUCGCCAGGGGAUUGUCUGGAAGUCCUCUUACGGAAUUGAAUCUGGAAAUGCCGCUUUACGUUGGUGGUGUCAAACAUUGGCGAGAAGUUCACCGCCUGUCCGGAGCCUGGACCGGAUUAGUAGGCGCCGUACAGAGACUAAUGGUAAAUGGCAAAACAUAUCAGAACCUCGCCGUGAAUGUUACUCAACACAACACGGAGAUUUACAACGGUCUACCGUGUCCCAGCAACGAGAAUCCUUGCCAUAACGGCGGAGUCUGCCUUCCUCUAUUGAAUAGUUAUCUCUGUAAAUGCGCUAGCGGUUACAACGGCUUGCAUUGCGAAUUCUUUAUGGGCUACGAUGUGUCUGGCACCGAGAUAUCGGAGCGACCUGUACGCUUCGAAGGCGAUAACUUCCUGCAAUUUAAACAUCGCUACGGAAGAAGUACUAACUCGACUAACACUACCCUCGGCGAGUACUUUGAGGAGUCCUACUCCGACUACGACUUGGAGGAGGACGACGACUACGAGUACGACAAUUACGAUUACACGGAACGCAGAGGGCAGCAAUCGAAUAAAUUUGAGCUGCGGCUAAGGACGAUACAUCCUGACGGUCUUAUCGCAUGGGUGGGAAGAGGAAAAUUGGAGCACCUCUUUUUGUCCCUGCAUGAUGGUCACGUGGUGCUCACUUAUAAGAGCAAGAUUGAUGAAGAAAUAUCCGUAAAGAGCAAGGAGAGAGUGGACGACGGAGUCUUCCAUCACAUCCGAGCGUCCAGACGACGAAAAGCGUGUACGAUUCAGAUCGACGAGAAUAUGCCUGUCAAAGUUUCGAUGGAAACAACUUUACUGACAACCAACGGCAAGGUUUUCGUCGGCGGCAAGCCCGGCCAUCGCGGCAUCAAGGGCUGUGUAACGGACUUCAUCGUCGACAAACGUCGGUUACAACUCACUAGACGAAAGAUCGACUUCUGCCACGACAACGACGUAUGAUAACGAACCCCGAGUCCGACGAUCGUCAAUGCGACGUCGAUGUCAAAGAAUCUCGUCGACCCGAUGACACUACCAUCGUCGACGAGUUGAUCGCGCGAUGUGAAUGCGAGCCCUUUACGCGUAAAUCGCACGCGGCGGACCAAAAUCGACGAUCGCCUAAAUAUCAACAACGACAAGUACGAUAACGUAUCCUGACGAUCGUCAACCCCAUCCCAUGUCGUUGGAGACUCGGCAGGCGUCUCUGGUGUUCCCAGAACUAACAGACUACGAAGUGCAACGAAGAUUCGCCGUCGAGACGAAGUGUGAAACAAUCAUGUCCAAUCCGAUCGAGCGACGUAUUGAUUCCUGCCAAAGUUGUGCGAAGAAAUGGUCCUCGUUCACGCGAAUCGCAUCAGGUUCUUGACACAACGUGCGUCUCUCAGGGAAAAGCAAAGCCGCACUCCGGUACAAUAUUCCCGAAAAAAAAUGAAGUUUUCAUAAAAACAGAUAGAAUUUGAAAAACUGUUCAGAAAAUAAAAAUUUGAUCUCUUAUUGUAAGAUGUAUCAACAGGACCAGAGUUUCGUAGGACCAGAACUGUCUAAAGCUUCCAUUCUCGAAAAUCAUUCAUGAUAUUUUUGGAAGAACAUGGAUUUAAAUCUGACAUAGGAUUGACCUUCGAUCUUAAACAACAGCCAUAUCUAUUUAAAAUAAUGAAGAUAAUAAAUCCAGAAUUAUAAUCGAAAAAUGCAGACAUUGUUCGUUUAAAACUUAAACUUCUAAAUGAAGCCGGAAUCAGAACGAGAACCAAAAUACUUCCACUAUAGAAUGCAGGGUCGUCUACUUAAAGAGACGGUUACGCUGUACUAAAAUCAGAGAACCGUGACUCUAUUGUUAUAUCGCGUGAAAGGUGCGGACACUACUAGGGAUUUAUCGACGUAUUAUAGAAACUUCGCGAGUACUGUUUUCUCAUAGGGCCAUCCAAUAAAUAAUUAAUAAGGGAUAAAGAGAGAAGUACUCAGUCGUAGUAGCAGCGUUCGAUCAUUCACUAUUCACAAGCCAAUCAUAUCAUGGUUUAAAAGUAGAAAAGAGUUGCGAAGGUCGUGAUUAUUUCACGUUUAUAUUGUUCAAAUACCAGAGUCAUCGAGAUCAUCAUCGCGAAUGAAGAGGAGAAUAAAGAGAAGCAAAAGCGAACGGCGAAUUAAGUGCUACGUUUUCAUCGAAAGACAAUAAUAUAUUUUUAAGGUGACGAGAAUAAUAUUGAUACAUAUGUGUAUGUAUGAAUCUAUCUGUAUACGGAUGUGGCGAAUUUAGCGAAAAAGAAAGAAAGCGAGGCUCGCUCAAAGCGAACCUCGUCGUAGAAUCUUACUUAUAAGUUGUACUGAAGCACUUAAAUGAUUCGUUUUACGAUGCCAAGACUGACUAAAGCGCAUGCAGACGGCGAGAAACGACAACGGCGACAUAAAAGAACGAGGGGAGAGAAAGAAAGAAAAAAAAAGAAACGAUAAAUCGGUGUUAUGUUUGAGUGUUCGGUAGAGAGAUUUAAAUGGAUUUCCCGGAAAUAGAGGAA